Lycium barbarum (goji berry) is the source of this 1684-nucleotide messenger RNA. Its product is annotated as UDP-glycosyltransferase 83A1-like. Lineage: Eukaryota; Viridiplantae; Streptophyta; Magnoliopsida; Solanales; Solanaceae. The transcript has 2 exons. Bases 24 to 1454 code for a protein of 476 amino acids. The record is from RefSeq and is a predicted model, not a curated record. Gene Ontology annotation, molecular function: UDP-glycosyltransferase activity.
CAUAAAAGAUUAAGAAAACAAGAAUGGGCAAACUGCACAUACUGAUGAUACCAUAUCCAGUACAAGGCCAUGUUAUUCCCUUGAUGGAGCUAGCUCAAUCCUUAGCCAAAUAUGGCUUCAAAAUCACUUUUGCCAACAUUGAGUCCACUCACAAGUGUAUUCUAAAUUCUUUAGCAGGAAAAAAUACUUUGCAUGAUCAGAUUCAUCUGAUUUCCAUUUUAGAUGAAUCAGAAUCUGGGGAGGAUAAGAGUGUGCCUGGUAAAUUAUCUGAAGCAAUCUUUAAAAUCAUGCCUGGGAAAAUUGAGAAGCUAAUACAAGAAAAUAAUGCAUCUAAGGAUGAAAAAAUUACUUGUGUUAUUGCUGAUCAGAGCCUUGGAUGGGCUAUGGAACUUGCAGCCAAAUUGGGAAUUAAGAGAGCAGCCUUCUUAACUGCUGCAGCUGCUAAUUUGGUUCUUGGUUUUAACAUUCCAAAGUUGAUUGAUGAUGGCAUAAUUGACAAUGAUGGGACUCCAACAAUAAAGGAUCAUACUUUUCAGUUUGAACCAACUAUGCCUAUUAUGAAUACAUCAAAUUUAGUUUGGACACGCAUGGGGAAUUUGGCAAUGCAGAAAAUCAUUUUUAACAUGAUGGUUCACAACAACAAAGCUGUGAAAUCAGCAGAUUGGCUGAUUUGCAACUCAACAUAUGAACUUGAACCAGGAGCCUUCAACUUAGCACCUAAUAUUGUGCCUAUAGGUCCUCUUUUGGCAAGCAAUUGUCUCGAACCGAGGACGUCCCCUCCAGUAGUACAAUCUCGUAUUUCUUCUAAAGAAUCUCCUAAUUCACUGGCUGGAUCGUUCUGGCCUGAGGACUCAACUUGCUUAAACUGGCUUGAUCAACAACCAUUAGGCUCAGUUGUGUAUGUUGCCUUUGGGAGCUUCACAAUAUUCAAUGAAGCUCAAUUUCAAGAAUUAGCAUUGGGGCUUGAAGUAGCAAACAAACCUUUCUUGUGGGUUGUGAGAAGUGAUGCUCUAGAUGCAAAAACUGAUAUUUUCUUGAAAAAUUAUGUGGACAGAAGAGGGAGGCAAAAAGGGAAAAUUGUGAGUUGGGCACCACAGCAAAAGGUUUUAAGUCAUCCUAGUAUAGGUUGUUUUGUUAGCCAUUGUGGUUGGAAUUCCACAAUAGAAGCAAUAAGCAAUGGAGUUCCUAUAUUGUGUUGGCCUUAUUUUGCUGACCAGUAUAUGAACCAGAGUUAUAUUUGUGAUAUAUGGAAGGUUGGAUUAGGACUAAAGAAAGAAGGUAAUGGGAUCAUUAGUUGUGGAGAAAUUAAGGUUAAGGUGGAGCAGUUGCUAGGAAAUGAUGCAUUCAGGAAAAGAGCUUUGCAACUCAAGGAAAUGACUAUGGGAUCAGUCAAAGAAGGUGGUAGGUCUCACCAGAAUUUCAUAAGGGUCAUUCAAUGGGUUAAAUCAUCAUAGAUAUUGAAGAAAGAUUCUAUGUUUAUGCUUUCUAUAGUACAAGCAUGGAGCCUCUUAUUUGAGGACUUAAAUUCAUGCCUUUUUAUGUUGUUGUGUGGUUUUAUCAUUUUGUCACCAAGUGUAUUCUACUUUUGUAAACUCCUUUGUCCAAGACGGUGUCAGAACCAACGAUGUCAGUUCCCAUUUUGGUAAAAGUUAGUCUUGACGUUCAGUUUUUGGACUGCUUGUUA